Messenger RNA from Elgaria multicarinata webbii, 1582 nucleotides. It is a transcript of the gene MAB21L4, whose product is annotated as mab-21 like 4. The record is from RefSeq and is a predicted model, not a curated record. The transcript is spliced from 5 exons. NCBI's taxonomy places the organism in Eukaryota, Metazoa, Chordata, Lepidosauria, Squamata, Anguidae. Bases 128 to 1459 code for a protein of 443 amino acids.
UUUCCCCUCCCACUUUCAUGCAUAUCUUUGUGCAUACACAGCUGCAUCAAUGUUUUGUCUGCCAGAGAGAUAAGCUGCGCAGCAAAGGAACUUUCAGUAGGGGGUUCUUUUCUGCCACCCUUUAGCCAUGGCGGCAAAGGUCCCUCACUGGCAUAGCUAUCUACAGGUGAUCCUGUCCCGUGAAAGCCAGAGAGUGGAGCAGUUCCAGAAGGCGGAGAACAUUUUGCUGAUUGUACUGGAGAGAGUCAAUGCAAUGGAUCCCAGGUUUAUAGUGGAUUACUCAAGAAAUCUGGAAGCCUUGGAAUUUGCCCUCUGUGCUGCAGAGGAAGAAGUGACCAUGGAGGUUCCCCUAGGUAUUGAUGCUGAUGCUCUCUUGAUGCAGGAGUGUUCAGGUGAACAGAGUGAUUCUGAGAAGGUUACUCAUGGGAGGUACCAAGUGCCAGGAACUUGUUAUUUAGGUAUACCCAAGGAAGGAACUCAUCUAGAAAACUGGACCAAAGAAGAUGUAUUCAGUGUGGUGGACGAUACCGAAUCCAGUGGUCACAUUGUACCAGGCAAGGUGCUUCAUCUCCUGAAAGAACUGAUUGUUGCUGCCAUCGUUCAUUGCAAGCGCCAGUUCCUCAUCAAGCCAGGAGAACUCAGUGCCGAGAGGCUAAAGGAAGAUGACAUGCAGCUGCCUUUGCUGGUGUCCAGUGGUUGGAAAAUGAUCUGCUUCAACAUUGUCCCUGUAAUGAGGAGAAAGCAGGGUGCUCUGAAGCUCGACAACAACGGGCAAGAAAAGGGUUUCCCACAAGGCAGCAUGAGCAAAGUCACCCAGAAGGCUGACUUCAUCCCUGCCAGCUAUUAUCACUGGAGGUACUCCACCAAGCGUCCCAUCCUGAACCUUGUCCAAAUUGUGAGUACUCUAAAGGGGCAUCGCCUAGACGGUCUCUGUCUCCUUGAACAAGUCAACCAUGAGAACUGGAGAGAAGAAGGCAAGAAAACAGGGCUUACAUUUAACCACUUGAAGAUGGUGUUGCUCUGGGCCGCUCACUUUUUCCCUACCCCUGAAGACUGGACGAAUCUGGAAGGGUCAGUGUACCGUCUGCUAGUGAUCUUGCUUUGCUGCUUGGUGACCAGAAAUCUUCCUCAUUUCUUGUAUCCAGAGCAAAAUAUGUUCCAGGAUGAUGGUCUGGACCUGAGCUCUCUAUAUCCCAAAGUGGAGAGCUUUGCUAGCAACCCUGAACGUUUCCUGAAAUUCCAUUUUGCCAUAAAAGACAACAACACAUACCCACCCAUGGACAAUGGUCUCAAAACCUUACUUCAUCUUCCUGCUGAAGACAGUGCCUACUGGGGCACUGCCUUCUUUGAUAUGCUCCUUAAUAAGUUUCAGGUGUACUCGAUUAAGGACACACAGCGUAUUUCUGCUAUGUCAAACAUCCUGUCAAAAACCAAGAAAAUGUUGAAUAACCAGAGCUGAAAACCUGAUAUUAGCAUCACAGAGCUACAUGCCUGCAUGGACUUAAGAACAUAAGAAGAGCCAUAACAAGAGACUUGCUUUAAGUUUAGCUUAUUUCCUAUGAUCAAAAUUCCUAUCUGCUGU